AAAUAAUUUAUAGCGACGGUUAGUUAUCAUUUAACUUAACUGGGUUAAGAAUGAAUUAGGAAAAUGCAACGCUACAUGUUAAUAUUGUUAGCUAUCGGAGUAAAAUAUUGUCAUGGUGACGGGGAAACUACCACUGUGACAGUAGAAUCUCCACAAGGAAAGUUUAAAGGAUACGUACGCUCGUUCGAAUCAUUCGGCAAUCAGUAUCGUGUGAGGAGAUUUCUCGGGAUACCUUAUGCAGAGCCACCCACUGGAAGCCGUCGAUUUAAAAAACCUGUAAAGAAAGAAGCUAACAUCGGGAUAUUUGAUGCUACUAAAAGAGGCACUGCAUGUCAACAACUACAAGUGAAGGUUGGCGGAAGAAGAAACACCAACAUCCAAAUGAACUUUUCAGAUGACUGUCUCUUUUUGAACAUUUUUGCACCUGAUGUUCCCGUAUCGAAACAGAAGCUUCCAGUGAUGAUAUUCAUUCAUGGGGGUGUCUUUGAUCACGGAUUUUCGGAUUACAGUGUCGGUGAUAUCUUAAGUGUGUAUGGUGAUGUUGUAGUGGUAACAAUAAAUUACCGACUGAACAUCUGGGGAUUUCUAAGCACCGGAGAUGACUAUUUACCUGGCAACUUAGGACUCUGGGAUCAGAAAAUGGCAAUUGAAUGGGUACAUAAUAAUAUAGCGUCUUUUUCUGGUGAUUCAGAACUUCUUACACUUUUUGGGCAUUCUGCAGGGGCAACAAGUGCUAUUUAUCAAAGUAUGUUUCCAGGCAAUAAAGGAUUAUUUAAGCGAAUUAUAGCUAUGAGUGGAAGUAUAACUUCUCCUUGGGCUUAUAAUGAAAAUCCAUUAAUUGCAACCAGAAAAUAUGGCGCCUUACUUGGAUGCACACAGGAUGAUACAGGAAGUCUCUCGACAUGCAUCACAUCAAAAUCGACUACAGAACUUCAUAAAGCAUUGAAUGACCAUUAUCGUCUUAUAAAGUUUCCUCUAGAUUUUCUACCGGUUAAAGACGGCGAGUUCAUUCCACUUUCGCCGAAGGAGAUAUUUCAUGCAUCAUCUGAAACUGCAAAAGAAAGGCGAGAGCUAUUUGCAGAUAAAGAAUUAAUUACUGGCGUCGUUUCAAGUGAAGCUCUAGUAUUCAUAUCUCCAGCACUUGGUAUUACAAAUGAUACAGACAAUUUUACACUGAGUAGAACUGAGUUUGAGAACAAAUGUGUAACGGACGUAGUGCAAGUUAUGUUUGGUACAAGGCAUCCUAAUGCAAUUAGGAAUUUACUUGUUGCAGAAUACACGGACUGGAAUGACCCUAACAAUGACAAACGUUCGAUGGCAUCUUUAAUACAAAUUGGUUCUGAUUAUGCUUUUAAUAUUCAGGCAAUUGAAACAUUGAAAGUUUUUAACAAAGUCAGCAAUCACAAGGCAUAUGCGUAUGUUGUUGAUGCAAUGCCUUCACAACACCUUCUUCGGACACCAGCCUGGACAACCAAACCGAAUCAUGGUGAUGAUCUUACUUUCCUAUUCGGACACGAUUCAGUAGAUGGCUUUACAAAGUGGACAGAACCUUUUGGAGAUGGACCACCUGCAGAUUGGGAACAUAGGCUUUCCAAAGCAAUUAUUACCAUGUGGACAAAUUUUGCCAAAUCCGGAGAUCCAAAUGCCCCCACACCAUUGACACCAUUGCUACGUAUGGACUGGCCAGCCUACGACAAAAAUACUGAGGCAUACUUGAACAUAUCCAACGACAUAUUCUCUAUCGGACAGCGCAUGUUUGCCCGGAGUUACAACUUGUGGAUGAACGUUCUGCCCGCCGUCAUUUCCGAUAUCGAUCAGGCAGCUUCUGUACAAAUAUCACCAGUAGAAUCUGAAGGUACCUGUGCUCCCUAGAAUGUACUGUUUUUGUUUUCAAACAAAAUCAAAUUAUAGGUUAUACCAUAUCAACAUUACAAAUAUGAAUAAGCUUAUUGCAGAUAAAGUUCAAUGGAGAUCUGGAUGUGGAACAAUGACUCCCGCCUGUCGUACACAGCUUACUACACUGACGAGAUAAAGAAACGCCCAUGCCUAGGGGUACUCCUUCACCAUCAAAAACUGGAAACUGUCAUAUGACAUUUAAUUUUGCCAGCGUGGCGUUAAACCAGUCCCAACAAGAACGAUAUUUUUUAAAACGUUAAUACUAGUUUAAGUUUUACUUAUUACAUGUAUUAUCAAAGAUAUGUGUAAAGAAUAUUACUUAUUGCUAUCUGAGAUCAAUUACAUUUUGUUACUAAUUGUAAAGUGCCAUGUCUUUGUGGAAAGGUGAAUAUUCGUUUAUUGCAAUUUCAUUAACUUAAACAGAAUUUUAUUUUGGAUCAGAUUAUUAAAAAGCGUUUUAAUGAAAAUGUUAUUCUUUUAAUGCAUACUCUUUUGACAUAUGCAGUCAUUUCAUCAGAUCUCUUUGCUGCUCAUUAGUUCCAUGUCAUGCUACCGUUUGUGUACCCUCGACAGAACGUGAUAUGUGGAACGGCGACAGACUCACAUAAUACGAUAAUGUAUACAGUGUAUUUUAAUUUUAACCCGAAACAAAAUACUGUCAGCAAACAGUAAUAUUCGCAAUAUCAUGAAAGUAUCCGCAGCUAAACAUGCUUUUUCCUCAAGAUUUGAAAAAACGCGAUAAACUGAACUCAUAUUUACACAUACUUAGGUUAACCUUAUCUUGGGCAGCAUAAGCAUUUAUAUGACUGAGUCAUUUACGGUAAUGGGUGUUUGGUAACUCUAACAGUUGUAUAUAUUGGGAUUUUAUUAUUCAUGCACAUAUAUGCGUUGAUCCAAAUGUUCGUGGUUAUUGUCACACAUAAAUUAGUAAGGUAAUGCAUCAUAAUAUAAUCACACGUGUUAACAUUGUGAAAAGUGGAGAUUACCUGUGAUUGCAAUAUAUGGCUUACAGAAUACCAACACAUAUUAUUAUUAUUGUUAAUGGUGCCACUGUUUUAUCAUUAUUUUUUAAAGGCAAAAAGAAAGACAAUAGCCACAGUAUUGCAUUCGCGAAAUUGAAAGUAAAUUUCGGCAGUGCUUAAGUAAAGUUAAAACCUAGGUCACGGAAAUUGGUUUUAAAUUUUCCACUUCGUACCCAUUUUUGUCAAUUACAUACACAAAAUUGUGUCAGUUACAUAAACAA
Mercenaria mercenaria is the source of this 3139-nucleotide messenger RNA. RefSeq names its product neuroligin-4, X-linked-like. Gene Ontology annotation, molecular function: signaling receptor activity; neurexin family protein binding. Lineage: Eukaryota; Metazoa; Mollusca; Bivalvia; Venerida; Veneridae. The coding region runs from base 64 to 1872 and encodes 602 amino acids. The record is from RefSeq and is a predicted model, not a curated record. Gene Ontology annotation, biological process: modulation of chemical synaptic transmission; postsynaptic membrane assembly; neuron cell-cell adhesion. Gene Ontology annotation, cellular component: synapse; cell surface. The transcript is spliced from 2 exons.